CUGCAUUAUUACACAGGAUGUCUCGCCUCAAGUCAGGGCAAUCUGAAGCAAGAGGCACGCACUCUUAUGUAAAACAGAGGCAAUGCCCAGGGCUUUCCCUCUUACCAGUCUACAGUGUCAAGUCCCAGCAAUGUUAGAGCAGCUUGCUCCCACCACGGGCGCUCAGCCAUCAGGCGAGCAACUGCCACCUUGCUGCAUGAUAGAAUGCAUGAUAUCUCGGAACGAACUGUUCUCACACUGGCAGUACACACCACCUGGCACCUCUCCAUUGCCCACGUGGCGACUUGACAGCAAGACUCGGAAUCGACUGCAGUGUGCCUUGAUCUGCCACUGCAGUGCAUCAAGAGCUGGAACUGCGGUGCCCCCAAGGCAUGGCCUGCAUGUAUCUGGUGGGAGACGACCACCACCGCGGCCUCCCGAGUUGUGGACACAGAACUUGAAUGCUAUGCUGCCCCUGCAGUCGCCCUCGGUAGGUCAGGAGUCCUGGUACACUUGUGCCUGAGUAUGCUCCUUCAGCAAUCAGCCAUGCACUGGGCAGCGCCACAGUCUUGUGGUCCGAAGUCACUGGUGCACUCGAGUACUGUCCGACUCUGCCCCACGAGGUCGACAGCAUGUCUCUUGUCAUUCACGGCCUGUCCCUCGCUGGCUAGCUCGCAAUGCAGCAGGUAGACCACACUUGCAGCCGGUUGCACUCUGGCUUCUUGACGCGGACCAACCUGGUGGUCACGGUGGCAGACCACUGCCAGUGCUCCUGAUCGGUUCAUUCAUGAAACCUCGCCUGUCUUGACUCCCUUUGCACGACUCCCUUUGCACGACUCCCUUUGCAUGUGUUCUCCUGCUUUAUCGCCACUCGGCUCCCAACACUGGGCACUCAUUGUGCCACUGACGCAGGGUACAGUCACUUGCAUACCAGGUAUCUGGGUUAUCGUCAUGAUAUGCCCUCUAGUUUCCACAAGGACGGGUUUCGGCUGCAUCAAGACACAGAGCCGUAUUGCUCGCGACAAAGGCAAGUUCUCUAAUCCAGAAGCAACGAGCAGCACUGGAGUUAGCCAAUGCGCACAUCAUACUCAACCACCCUGCCUCUAGGAACUCUUGGUAUUGGUCGACGAAUUCGGACAGUGCUGCUCAUACUAUA
Messenger RNA from Exophiala dermatitidis NIH/UT8656, 1135 nucleotides. RefSeq lists its product as uncharacterized. Lineage: Eukaryota; Fungi; Ascomycota; Eurotiomycetes; Chaetothyriales; Herpotrichiellaceae. The transcript has a single exon. The coding region runs from base 83 to 502 and encodes 139 amino acids. The record is from RefSeq and is a predicted model, not a curated record.